AUGACCGAGCUCGAGCAAUCGCAGAACGCCGCCAGCGAGGCUGCCGCCGCUGCGGUUGCCCGCCUCAAAGAUGUGGUGACCGCCCGCGAGGACGCCGAGUAUGCGGCGAUGCAGGCGCGGGCGGAGGCGGAGCGGGCGGCAUCCAACACGGACUACUUCCCAACGACCUCCUUCUCGAAGCAGCACCCCAGCACGCGGGUGGCCACGCCAGCGACGCGGCAGCGGCUGGCCAACCGGCUGAAGGAGGCCGAGAUCCGGGCUGCGAUGCUCAGGAAGAAGGAGCUGGAGGCGUCUGCGACAGCCAUGACCGUCCGCGAGAAGGGCGCUGUCGCUCAAGCCGCAGCCGCCUUGCAGCCUGCCCUGCCUUGCGUGGACACUGCGGGGGAGGGAGCGGCGCGAGCAGGAGCUCCGGACGCGGGCGAGGGCAGACCACUCGUGCAGUGGACCUCGAACGGCGCGGCGCUGUACGAGAGGGCGGUGGCGCGGCGCGAGCAGUCUGCGCUGCGCAAUGUCGUCGAGGCGAUGGACGAGGUGACGCAGCGGACGGAGAGGGAAAGGCGGCUGGCCGAGCUGUCGGAGGAGAGGAGGAGGCUUCUGACGGAGCAGAGGGCGGCGCGGGACGCUGCGGAAAAGAGCGAGACGCAAACGGCCCAGCGGGCCCAGGCGGAGGUGGCGAGGGGGCGUGCGGAGCGCGCGGAGCUCAAGGCUGCGCACUCCAAGACUCUCUACCAGGCGAAGGCGGAGCGCGCGGCAGAGCGUGCGGAGCUCGAGGCUGCGCACGCCAAGGCUCUCGACCAAGCGACGGCAGCGCGUGCGGAGCUCGAGGCUGCGCACGCCAAGGCUAUCGACCAAGCGACGGCAGAGUGCGCGGAGCUCGAAGCUGCGCACGCCAAGGCUCUCGACCAGGCGACGGCGGAGCGUGCGGCAGAGCGUGCGGAGCUCGAGGCUGCGCACGCCAAGGCUCUCGACCAAGCGACGGCGGAGCGCGCGGAGCUCGAAGCUGCGCACGCCAAGGCUCUCGACCAGGCGACGGCGGAGCGUGCGGCAGAGCGUGCGGAGCUCGAAGCUGCGCACGCCAAGGCUCUCGACCAGGCGACGGCGGAGCGUGCGGAGCUCGAGGCUGCGCACGCCAAGGCUCUCUACCAGGCGACGGAGGAGCGUGCGGAGCUCGAAGCUGCGCACUACAAGGCUCUCGACCAGGCGACGGCGGAGCGUGCGGAGCUCGAAGCUGCGCACGCCAAGGCUCUCGACCAGGCGACGGCGGAGCGCGCGGCAGAGCGUGCGGAGCUCGAGGCUGCGCACGCCAAGGCUCUCGACCAGGCGACGGCGGAGCGCGCGGCAGAGCGUGCGGAGCUCGAGGCUGCGCACGCCAAGGCUCUCGACCAGGCGACGGCAGAGCGUGCGGAGCUCGAAGCUGCGCACGCCAAGGCUCUCGACCAGGCGACGGCGGAGCGCGCGGAGCUCGAAGCUGCGCACGCCAAGGCUCUCGACCAGGCGACGGCAGAGUGCGCGGAGCUCGAGGCUGCGCACGCCAAGGCUCUCGACCAAGCGACGGCGGAGCGCGCGGCAGAGCGUGCGGAGCUCGAGGCUGCGCACGCCAAGGCUCUCUACCAGGCGACGGCGGAGCGUGCGGAGCUCGAAGCUGCGCACGCCAAGGCUCUCGACCAAGCGACGGCAGAGUGCGCGGAGCUCGAAGCUGCGCACGCCAAGGCUCUCGACCAAGCGACGGCGGAGCGCGCGGCAGAGCGUGCGGAGCUCGAGGCUGCGCACGCCAAGGCUCUCGACCAGGCGGCGGCAGAGCGUGCGGAGCUCGAAGCUGCGCACGCCAAGGCUCUCGACCAGGCGACGGCAGAGUGCGCGGAGCUCGAGGCUGCGCACGCCAAGGCUCUCUACCAGGCGACGGCGGAGCGUGCGGCAGAGCGUGCGGAGCUCGAGGCUGCGCACGCCAAGGCUCUCGACCAAGCGGCGGCAGAGCGUGCGGAGCUCGAAGCUGCGCACGCCAAGGCUCUCGACCAGGCGACGGCAGAGUGCGCGGAGCUCGAGGCUGCGCACGCCAAGGCUCUCGACCAGGCGACGGCGGAGCGUGCGGCAGAGCGUGCGGAGCUCGAGGCUGCGCACUCCAAGACUCUCGACCAGGCGAAGGCGGAGCGCGCGGCAGAGCGCGCGGAGCUCGAAGCUGCGCACGCCAAGGCUCUCGACCAGGCGACGGCGGAGCGCGCGGAGCUCGAAGCUGCGCACGCCAAGGCUCUCGACCAGGCGACGGCGGAGCGCGCGGCAGAGCGUGCGGAGCUCGAGGCUGCGCACGCCAAGGCUCUCGACCAAGCGACGGCGGAGCGCGCGGCAGAGCGUGCGGAGCUCGAGGCUGCGCACGCCAAGGCUCUCGACCAAGCGACGGCGGAGCGUGCGGCAGAGCGUGCGGAGCUCGAGGCUGCGCACGCCAAGGCUCUCGACCAAGCGACGGCAGAGCGUGCGGAGCUCGAGGCUGCGCACGCCAAGGCUCUCGACCAAGCGACGGCAGAGCGUGCGGAGCUCGAGGCUGCGCACGCCAAGGCUCUCGACCAAGCGACGGCGGAGCGCGCGGCAGAGCGUGCGGAGCUCGAGGCUGCGCACGCCAAGGCUCUCGACCAAGCGACGGCGGAGCGCGCGGAGCUCGAAGCUGCGCACGCCAAGGCUCUCGACCAGGCGACGGCGGAGCGUGCGGCAGAGCGUGCGGAGCUCGAAGCUGCGCACGCCAAGGCUCUCGACCAGGCGACGGCGGAGCGUGCGGAGCUCGAGGCUGCGCACGCCAAGGCUCUCUACCAGGCGACGGCGGAGCGCGCGGCAGAGCGUGCGGAGCUCGAGGCUGCGCACGCCAAGGCUCUCUACCAGGCGACGGCGGAGCGCGCGGAGCUCGAAGCUGCGCACGCCAAGGCUCUCGACCAGGCGACGGCGGAGCGCGCGGAGCUCGAUGCUGCGCACGCCAAGGCUCUCGACCAGGCGACGGCGGAGCGCGCGGCAGAGCGUGCGGAGCCAGAAGCUGCGCACGCCAAGGCUCUCGACCAGGCGACAGCGGAGCGCGCGGAGCCAGAAGCCGCGCACGCCAAGGCUCUCGACCAGGCAUCGGCGGGGCGAGCGGAGCUCGAAGCUGCGCACGCCAAGGCUCUCGACCAGGCGACGUCGGAGCGCGCGGCAGAGCGUGCGGAGCUCGAGGCUGCGCACGCCAAGGCUCUCGACCAGGCGACGGCGGAGCGCGCGGCAGAGCGUGCGGAGCUCGAGGCUGCGCACGCCAAGGCUCUCGACCAGGCGACGGCAGAGCGUGCGGAGCUGAGGGCGGAGCUGGCGGAGGAGAAGGCGAUGCUCAACGGCGCGGAAAUCAAUCCCGUUAAGGGCAAGAAGAAGAAGAAGAAGGGCGGCAUCCUGCGGCGAACUCGAAGCCGGCCCCCGGCCGGAAGGCCGAAGCUCGGGCACAGGCAAUACGCCUGGUCUGCCGGCCCGAAUGACACCGUCACGGCGCAGGUGGAGGCGGUACUAGCGGCGACCACGGAGGAGCUGUCGGUGGAGAGGAAGGUGCGCGCUUGCUCAGAGGCGGUCUUGGCGGAGGCGCACGCCGACGUGCAAGAGGAGGAGCGCCUCCGCCGGGAGGAGGAGAGCAAGAGGGCGUUCGAGCGGCGGACGAAUAUGGCGCUGCGAUCUGCGAAUGAGGAGCUGCGCGGCAAGGCGUGGGCCUCGCCCGUGGAAUCGCUCGGGGCGAUGGUCGAGUCGCUGAACACUCUUGUGGCCGGCCUGUCCAAGACCAGCCGGAACACCAAGCUGUCGCAGCGCGGCCCGGGGAUGUAG
Emiliania huxleyi CCMP1516 is the source of this 3816-nucleotide messenger RNA. RefSeq lists its product as hypothetical. The record is from RefSeq and is a predicted model, not a curated record. The transcript has 7 exons. The coding region runs from base 1 to 3816 and encodes 1271 amino acids. NCBI's taxonomy places the organism in Eukaryota, Haptophyta, Isochrysidales, Noelaerhabdaceae.